Bacidia gigantensis is the source of this 1383-nucleotide messenger RNA. RefSeq lists its product as uncharacterized. The record is from RefSeq and is a predicted model, not a curated record. NCBI's taxonomy places the organism in Eukaryota, Fungi, Ascomycota, Lecanoromycetes, Lecanorales, Ramalinaceae. The transcript has a single exon. Bases 1 to 1383 code for a protein of 460 amino acids.
AUGUUUAACGACUUUCCAGAACAGCAAGCUAUCUGCGCAUUCUUCCUCGAUUUCGUACUUCUACCACGAAACACCGAUGCUUCUCGAGGACACCUGGAACACCUACUUCCCCUAUACCAGCGAUCCGCUCAUGAUUCCCCACUCGCUCUGGCAACCUCUUCCAUUGCCCUGGCAAUAUCCGGAAACCCACAUACUCGAGAUUCCGACCAACAACUGGCACGAACCAUAUUCGGACGUGCUCUUCGUAAAGCCAGCGCCGCUAUACGAGACCCUGUGGAAUCCCUUCGAGACGAAACCCUUCUGGCCGUAUUGCUACUAGGACUGUUCGAGCGCCUCUCCGCUGCCACUGGAUCCAAUACGGGCGAGUCAUCUACCGACAUGACAUCCACCCACAAUGCAGGCGCCGCAGCUCUCGUCAAGCAUCGUGGGCGCGAAAAUUGCACCUCUUCUUUAGCCAUCGGUCUCCUCUUCGCAGUGCGUUCCCAACUAGUCGAGCACGCGAUUGAAGAGGGUAUGGCAUUCAAAAGAUGUCCAGACAAGAUGUCGGCGAUCUUCAGGAACCUCCCUCAAAAUUCAGCGGCACGUCUUACCUCAGUGACAAUCAACAUUGCCGAUUUACGAUCUUGUGCGCAAUCUGCCCUCAUUCUCCCCCACUCUCAAGCCGCGGAGCAAGAAGUCAACGACUUGAUCGAAUACGCCAUCAGUAUCGACCUUCUGGUUGCUGCGUGGGCGGAAAGUCUGCCCGACUCCUGGCGCUGGCAGCGAGCUACAGGUUUCGACAUGCCCAUGCAACAAACGCCCAGCCUCAAUGUCGACAAUACAGCCUAUCAAUAUCUCGAUAAAAGCGACGUCUACACCGACUUGUGGGUGCUAAGUGUGUGGAACCAGUACCGCUCAGCCCGCAUUCGCAUCCAAUCCAUCAUCCUCUCCUGCAUUCAUUAUCUCGGUGCGGCACACGAAGCGCAAUGGUAUUGGCGCUCAAUCUAUGCCAAGAUGAUUGCGCAGGAGAUGGCGGAUGAGCUCUGCGCGUCCGUUCCGUUCGCCUUGGGCACCAAAGUAUCCGGUGGGCCGGGAGAGCGAGACGCGGUCGAGUUCCCAUAUGUGCUUCAAGGUGCCGCAGGAAAGGGGAAAGUUGGACCAGAGCACACGAGAGCUGCUUGUGCGAUUGGUGGGUGGCAUCUGCUUGGGCCGCUGAGGACGGUAGCAUUGUGCGAGGGAGAAGCUAGAAUGGAGGGAGUGCUGAGAGAAGGACAGGGAAAAUGGUGUGAGGAGCAAUUGGAGAGGGUGGGGAGGGUCUACGGUAUGACCAAGGCGGAUGGGAAGGGAGAAGUCAAGGGGGAGAAAAUGGUAGAAAAUCCUCUCUACGGUGAACAAUUCUUUUGA